CCCACCAUUUGGGAAAUGUUAUGUCGGAACAGCCUCCAAUUUCAAUAGCUAACAUAGCUAAUCAUUUAAUUACGGCUAUUAAACCUGCUGCCCCUACGGCGACUACAUUGUCCCUCAUAGAGGGGAAUGCUAGAUAUUGGACACAGAAUACAAUGAUCAUACUCAGGGAUCAUUACCAAGAUGACAUUCAAAAUGCUGUCCAGAUCCCAAUACAAUUAGAAGCCUGGGACUGGAGACAGAACUUUGAUAUUGCUUCUGCAUGGGCUAAGAGCCAAUUUGGACGCAGGUUGAGGGAGGACACUUUGGAGAAAGUACAAACUCAAUUACGUGAGAGACUAAUUGCCCCCUCCAGAACACAGCGGGUCUCUGAAUCCAGAAUUGAGGAACAAAGACCGGUAAUGUCUACACAAACACUGCCAGAGGGGGAUUUUCCAUCUCCUUUACCGGAGAGGAGGAGUAAGCUACUGACAGUCACAGCAGAGGUGCACCCUCCUCCUCCUUCCUUGAACCUGAGGGAACUCUCCGAACCACUCCUGGCCCCUGCAACGGUUGCCAGGCCCAGGAUGAUGGACUGUGGCACAAUGACCGCCCCCACUAGUGACUGGUCGCCGGAGAGACUGCAGGGACCUGGGAGAGUGGAGGGAGCUUGCUCCCCUCCGUUCCCCUUCCCCUCCCCUGGUUCUCCUGUUCCCCCCUUUGUCUCCCUCCCCAUUCUAUAUUCUCCUACUAUCCCUCUGACACAGGCACCCAAACCGCAGAGGAAGGUUCGGAGGCUGGAGUCGCCCACCUCGGUGAUUCACAACGCUCCCUUGACCGGUGGUGCUGAUACUCCAACUCGGGCGGCUGCAGAGUGGCAGUCCUGUGAUGAUGAGUCGGAGGAUGAAACGACACGACGGGCAGGGCCUUUUGUCCCUCCUACUACUGGAGCCCGUGUGAAUCAGGGGACCUCCUCGUCGUCAGAUUCCUCUUCAGAGGAGGACCAACCGCUGGAGGACAAGGACUCAGACAGCCCCAUUCCACCGACCCCUCCGCCGAUGGAACCGGCGGCCCAGGGCACUCCUGCUCUCAACAAACCAACGGGUGAUCUGUUUGAGACGGAGAGGGACAACAUCCAUUGGACUCAAAACACAGCCCGGCGCAUGCUGGACCAUUGGCUGACCUGUUUAAACAAGUUAUCCCCGUGAAUCCUG
Messenger RNA from Esox lucius (northern pike), 1190 nucleotides. RefSeq names its product proline-rich protein 36-like. The coding region runs from base 21 to 1184 and encodes 387 amino acids. The transcript is spliced from 2 exons. The record is from RefSeq and is a predicted model, not a curated record. Lineage: Eukaryota; Metazoa; Chordata; Actinopteri; Esociformes; Esocidae.